AUGUCGUUCAAAUACUCCCGUGACCUGAUCUAUGGCGAGCCCAACAAUGACGGCGCCGCCCCGAUGUGGGAUCGGCCAUCUGCCAACGAUGGCCUUAUCUUCGGCCCCCCGGUCACCACCGAGUCUCCCAUGUGGAACCGAGCCCCGGGCAACGUCCCAAUCUUUGAGGAGGCGGUUAUGAGCCCAGCCCCCAUGUGGAAUCGCCCUGGCAUUAACACCCCGAUUUGCCCUUGCUGCUCUUCAUCGAAUUCAGCCUACUGCACCAGGCAUGGUACCCCGGCCUCGUCGCGUCCCGCGUCAUCUCACAUGGCUGUCAACACCCACGACGACAAGACACUCAAGAACAUUCACUCGACUCCCAAUCUCAAGGGCAACGCUUCCCCUCAGAGCCUCGGCAUCAAGGGAAGCAUCAAGUCCCUUCGACGCCGCGCCAGCUUCGUCUAG
This is a messenger RNA of Thyridium curvatum, 444 nucleotides long. RefSeq lists its product as uncharacterized. The record is from RefSeq and is a predicted model, not a curated record. The transcript has a single exon. Lineage: Eukaryota; Fungi; Ascomycota; Sordariomycetes; Thyridiales; Thyridiaceae. Bases 1 to 444 code for a protein of 147 amino acids.